Messenger RNA from Eucalyptus grandis, 702 nucleotides. RefSeq names its product salicylate carboxymethyltransferase-like. The record is from RefSeq and is a predicted model, not a curated record. Bases 1 to 702 code for a protein of 233 amino acids. Gene Ontology annotation, biological process: methylation. NCBI's taxonomy places the organism in Eukaryota, Viridiplantae, Streptophyta, Magnoliopsida, Myrtales, Myrtaceae. Gene Ontology annotation, molecular function: S-adenosylmethionine-dependent methyltransferase activity. The transcript is spliced from 4 exons.
AUGACAAAGCCCAUAAUAAAGGCUGCCAUCACAGCUCUCUUCUCCACUGUCGCCGCCACCAUCCCGGCAACCCUCACUAUCGCAGACUUGGGCUGUUCCUUUGGCCCCAACACUUUCUUCGCUGUGUCCGAGAUCAUCAGCAUCAUGAUCGAUCUCUGCAAUGCGAAGAAGCACGAGUUGCCGGAGUUCCAAGUGUUCUUAAGUGACUUCAACACCCUCUUCAGCAGCUUCUUACCGAGAUUCCAAGAGAAGCUAAGUGAGCAAAUGAAGAGCAAGUACGGAGCAUCAGCGGCAUUGGCAUGCUUCUUCAAUGGCGUUCCCGGUUCGUUCUGCGGGAGAUUGUUUGCUCGGGAGAGUUUGCGCUUCAUUCAUUCUUCGUACAGCCUCCACUGGCUGUCUCAGCCUCCACUGACUGUAUCAGAGGAAGUAGUAAACAGUAUGGUUGGGUGCCUAAGAGCCAUAGCCGAGCACUUGCUUGUUUUUCACUUUGGUGAAGAGAUCAUCAAUGAGGUUUUCAAGAGGAGGAGCAGUGAGCAGGUUCGCCUGGUGAAGGAGCAGCGGCUGUCGGCGCCGGAGAGGACGACAGUGGAGAAGCCGGAUGGUCUCGAGACAGAGGCGGCUGUCAGCACCGGAGAGUGGGAGGUGCUGGAGAAGACGACGGUGGAGAAGAUGCAGGAGGAGAGGCGGUGUUCGAACGGCUGA